Molecule: messenger RNA, 1073 nt
Organism: Oppia nitens
Lineage: Eukaryota; Metazoa; Arthropoda; Arachnida; Sarcoptiformes; Oppiidae
Product: syntaxin-1A-like
Exons: 9
Coding region: 193-1068 (291 amino acids)
Biological process (GO): synaptic vesicle fusion to presynaptic active zone membrane; exocytosis; intracellular protein transport
Cellular component (GO): endomembrane system; synaptic vesicle; presynaptic active zone membrane
Molecular function (GO): SNAP receptor activity; SNARE binding
Source: RefSeq, a predicted model, not a curated record
UAAAAAAUACAAUAUAUAUAAUUAUUAUUCAAUUUAUUUGCUUAUAUAUUGUAUAUGCAGUACUUAUAUAAAAAUUAUUGCAAUUUUUAGUUAGUUAUGAAUUUUAUUGUCUAUUAUUAUUAUUAUUAUUGCUAUUUACUGUCCAUCACAUCCAUCACAUCAAUCCAUAGGGGAUUAUAAUACAGUAUAAUAAUGGCAACAAAAGACCGAUUAAAUUCGCUAAAAGCCGCCCGAAAACUUUCGGACAGAUUUUCAAAGAUAAUCUACAAAAUCGAUAGAAAAAGCCAUUUAAAGGAUGAGUUCUUUCAAGAGGUGGAACAGCUUCGCGAGACAAUCGAGUCGAUGCAGACCAGUGUCGAUGAGAUGAAGAAAAUUCAUUCGGCGAUAUUGAUUGCACCGCAAACUGAUAACAAAGUCAAACAACAGUUGGAUGAUCUGAUGGCCGAAAUUAAGAGGACAGCCAAUAGUGUCAGAACUAGACUUAAAGCAAUCAACUCAAGUAUAGAUCAAUUGGCGCCGACAUCUACAACGGCCACAACAAUACGUAUCCGACGGACACAGCUAUCGAUGUUAUUGAAAAAGUUUGCCGAAGUUAUGGCCGAUUAUAAUACAAUACAAAUUGAUUAUCGACACAAUUGUAAGGCAAGAAUACAGAGACAGUUAGAGAUUACUGGUCGAUCGACCACCGAUGAGGAACUGGAGACAAUGUUGGACAGUGAAAAUCCUAACAUUUUUACACAAUCGAUUAAAAUAAUUACCGAUAGCCGAGAGCUUAGGCAACGGCUGGCCGACAUCGAGGCCCGACACGCGGACAUAAUUAAACUGGAAAACAGUAUACGGGAAUUGCACGACAUGUUUAUGGAUAUGGCAUUAGUUGUAGAUAUUCAGGGCGAAACCAUCGACAGUAUUGAACAACACGUCCGCAAUGCUGGCGAUUAUGUCGAGACGGGUGUCCAGGACUUUAAGCCGGCCCUCAAAUGGCAACGUAAAUCGCGUCGUAAGAAGUUAAUUUUGGUGGCAAUCGGUCUCACAAUUGUUUGCAUUGUUGUCGUUGCUAUCAUUAUUUAAUGUCA